GCGGCACGCAAGUGCUUCGUCCUCGGCAAAUCUUACCUAAAAUGUGUUCUGCGAUGUGCUCCGUCCCUUUUCGAGAAGGAUUUCUGGGACGCGUUCAAUUCAAACAGCAAACAUUUUGCCCUGGCUCCUCCUCUACAGAAGCUGUUCAGGAAGCAUCCGUUAUGUAGAAGGCACAAGAACUCUGCAUCUGGGCCGCGUUCAACUAAGUCCUGGCAAAUGAAAUGAAUGGCCACCGAAUUUAGCGAUUGGACGCACGAGGCUGGCAACCUAUGGACCUUCCGGGACGACGCAGGGGGACAACAAUGGCGGCCGAGUGUUGGCACAACAAUGGAGGAUCGCUCUCUCGCUCUCGGCGUCCUGGAGGACGAGUAAUAGCCGUACACUGUAAAAAAGAUGAGCCGAAACCGGAACCGCGCGCAUCAGCGGCGCAGGGAGGACUGCGCCAGACUUGUGCCCGUUACUUCAAAAAGGUUUACAACAGGCCCAGCAGUCAACAAAAAGUACACUGGAUAUUUCCAGCAAAGCAGAACCCGCGCUCAAAAGCGAGCAGCCAGCGACACAUCAGAGUGGCGGUGCCCUGUUUGCAAAGGACGGUGUAG
Molecule: messenger RNA, 599 nt
Organism: Ornithodoros turicata
Lineage: Eukaryota; Metazoa; Arthropoda; Arachnida; Ixodida; Argasidae
Exons: 7
Coding region: 270-599 (109 amino acids)
Source: RefSeq, a predicted model, not a curated record